GGGGAUGCUCCAGCAUCUGUGCAGGUCACUGUCCUGCCUCUCCUUGCUUAUUAUCAUACACACACCCCGGAGGCCUUCUGUCGCAUUUCACCUUUUGACCUCGCCCUGGACACGUCCACCAUGUCAUUAUGCAAACCGUGUGUAAUCCCACUCGGACCUCCCGGGCAGGCGUGCUGGCUACAACCUGGGCCAGAGACAACUCCGAGGGUCGACCAACGGGGCCUUGAGAGCACGUGGCUCGUCCUCGUGUGCCUUGACAACGCCUGCUGCUGGUGUUCACUGGAGUGUGACCGGCUGUGUAGCAUCACCACACCGUGUCGGAUAGACACUACAGCGGGUGGAGGAGUUGGCCGACUACACCAUCAGGUUACAGUUGAUGGCAAGUUGUCGGCGACUGAUGGAGUUUGGAGACAAGGUGUAGUCAGAGAAGGAAACAAUCAGUGAAGAUGGCUUCUCGUCAUUGAAGACCGCAGUGUUAGUGAAGGUAGUGCAUCAUCUCUGAAGUUCACCUGUCGCCGAUUCACCUGGAAGUAUCCAACGAGUUUUUCGAAAGGAAUCUUGUCUGCGUUGUCUGAGAGGCUGUUUGUCGAGCCAUGAUACACUUGAGAAGAAAGCCGGCGAAGACAUGGAGCUGGAGCUAUCAAGAGAGAGGACUGAGUGGCUUUCAGUAGCUGCUAGUACAGCCAUUGUUACUGCCAUGAUAUCAGUGUUUACCAUCCCAGGAAGCAUUAGCUUGCAAUGAGCCAUCCUUCGUGGGUUGCUGCAGCCAACGGCAGCCUCCACAACCCCGGCCACCGGCUGCGGUCCCUCUCCCUCCAACCCUACAGCCAAGACUUUCACGACCUUCGACUGGCCGGCACGCCGACACGAUGGCACCCAGACUACUCCCAGACAAGGAACACAUACUUUCAGAGGUCACAGAGUGCUGGUGCCACCAUCAGUUCUGGACUGGAGCCGAUACCAGAAGGUCGAGCAGCUGUUCAUCGCCAGAAGCACGCGCUGGCCGCGGGUCACCCACGUGCAAACAAUGUCAAGGACACGGCACAGCGACGUCACUCCGAAGGUGACCUCUUGGGUGACCCGGGGCGGUGGCGCUUCGUGAAGAGAGCCCCUCAGCAAGAAAACAGGAGGCGAAGCUCCCAGGGCGACUUCCAGACAGCUCGGACAUCGCCGUCCGCAGCGGAUCGUCCGUCCAGGCCAAGCGCAAGGUGAGUGUCAUCGCCUGGCCUGACGAUACCAGCGAUGGUCGCAUCGUGCAGGACACUCGGCCCGACCUCAGAAGACAGAGUUCGCAGGCAUCUGACCCCGACCUCGCCCCGCGCCGGGUGUCCGUGCACGCGAUGCGACAGAACAGCCAGACAGACGAGUGUGGGAACUGUGGAGGAAGUGACGUCAAAGUCUCGCCGAAAGAGUGCGGGGAGCCGGAGCGUGGCUGGCAGCGACAUGAGCGCCGCCACUCGGAAAGCCAGCACCAUCAGCUUGACAGCCACGGCCAUAGACAGCAGCCAGUCUCUGGCUUCCAGAGCAACACUGGCUUCAGUGGACAUCCCCCUGGACUUCCUGCAGCAGCCAGUCACGCGCCUGAACACCGUCCUCCGCCCCGUGCUGAUGCUCGUGCUCGUCCUGACCCUGGCGGCCAGCCUGGGCGCCGCCCUCUACUUCGCUGUCGUCCUCAACAGAGCGCAGGCCAGAGAGAUAGCAUACCUGCGGGCUACUCUGAGGCUUCCCCUGCAGGAGUCGGAGUACCAGAGCCUCGUGGUCCAGCCAUCGUCCCAAAAGGAGGAAUUCGGUCAAGAGUUCUGCAAGUGGAUUGACCAGCGCUAUCAGACAAGUGUUUUAGCUUCCAAGUACAGAGGCUGCAGGGUCUCCUCUCUAGAUCACCAAAGAGUUGCUGUUCCUGCUGUACUUCUACAAAGCGCAGAACGUGACGUCACAAGAGGUGCGAGAGGACGUCAUCAUUACCGUGCUGACGUCAUCUGCUACCAACGAGACAGGUGGCGUGGUGAUCCUAGACAGAGUGCAUGUCCAGGCGAGCGCCAUCACCGUCUUGUCGCUGACCGUGUCCACCCAAGGACCUGAGGCUGAGGUCAAGGACACGGUGCGUGACGGGCACAGCAGCGCACAGUCGUCUCUGAGGACAUCUUCCGUCACGUCA
Molecule: messenger RNA, 2155 nt
Organism: Pomacea canaliculata
Lineage: Eukaryota; Metazoa; Mollusca; Gastropoda; Architaenioglossa; Ampullariidae
Exons: 8
Coding region: 1243-2079 (278 amino acids)
Source: RefSeq, a predicted model, not a curated record